CCCAAAUCAAAACCAACAACAAUCAAAUUUUGCACCUUUUCCCACUUGGGCUACUCGGAACAAGUCCAGAUUUUGGCAAAUACUCACCAAAUACCUGAAAAACUUUGGCAAUGUCUUCACUUUGCUUGCUGUUUUUGCUCCUGGCAUUCUUCACAGACCUCGGAGCAGCCCAAGAUCAGUGCAAGCAAAUAAGGUGCGGGAAAAACGGCCCGGCAAUCCGAUUCCCAUUCCGACUCAAGGAUCGCCACCAGGAUCACUGUGGCUUUCGUGGGUUUGAAUUAUCAUGCAGAGGAAAAAGCACAGUUCUGGAGCUACAAACAACACCAGUAAAAUUCUUCGUCAAAAGCAUAGACUAUAAAUCCCAGGUGAUUCAACUUUACGACCCAGAUGAUUGUCUUCUCGGAAAGCUCUUGAAGAUCAACGGCUUAUCGAUUUCUCCUUUCGGGGUUUCCAAUGAUCUGCGUGACUAUGCUCUGUUCAACUGCUCUGUUAUAGACAGACAUAAAUUGCACGGAAGGGGACAAAUCUUCCCCUGCCUGGGCGGUGGCUAUGGCCGCCAAAUUGUGGUCGUUAAUUCUUUGUACGCCAUUGAAGAGGUGCCUUUGACAGGUUGUACAAAGAUGUAUAACAUUUCGUCUGUUGGGUAUGUUUUGUAUGACAUUGAUAGAAAGCAUCUUUAUUUGAAUUGGACGAGACCGAAUUGUAGUCGUUGCGAAGAGAUGGGAAAUGGGUGUCGUGUGAAAAUUAAUGGCACCAGAGAUGAAACUGAGUGUUUUAUGUAUCCCAAAUCAAGUAAAGGUAAAACGACUAAAAUCGUGGCCACCGGUGUAACCCUUGGUACAGCUGUUCUCACAUUACUGCUUGUGGUAACUUAUCGCUCAUACAGUUCUAAUAAACAGGAAAAAGAGAAUCAACGGAGAAUAGAAAGAUUUUUGGAGGAUUACAAGGCUCUAAAGCCAAGCAGAUAUUCAUAUGCUGAUAUUAAGCAUAUUACAAGUCAGUUCAAAGAUAAGCUGGGGGAAGGAGCCUUUGGAACCGUGUUUAAAGGAAAGCUCUCCAAUGACUUUUUUGUUGCAGUGAAGAUUCUCAACAACUCAAAGGAAAAUGGGGAAGACUUUAUAAAUGAAGUGGGAACCAUUGGUCGAAUUCACCAUGUCAAUGUGGUUCGAUUAGUCGGCUAUUGUGCUGACGGAUUUAGACGAGCUCUUGUCUAUGAGUUCUUACCAAAUGGUUCUUUGCAACGGUACAUAUCUUCGCCUGACACUGAUCAUUUCCUUGGUUGGAAGAAUCUGCAAGAUAUUGCUUUAGGCAUAGCCAAAGGGAUUGAAUAUCUUCACCAAGGAUGUGAUCAACGAAUCCUCCAUUUUGAUAUCAAACCUCACAAUGUUUUGUUGGAUCACAAUUUCACUCCAAAAGUUUCUGAUUUUGGUUUGGCCAAGUUGUGUACCAAGGAUCAAAGCAUAGUGUCAAUGACUACAGCUAGAGGCACCAUGGGGUACAUUGCACCUGAAGUUUUCUCUAGAAACUUCGGAAAUGUGUCCUAUAAGUCAGAUGUUUAUAGUUUCGGAAUGUUGUUACUUGAAAUGGUCGGAGGAAGGAAGAUUACAGACGUGACAGAGGAUAACACAAGCCAAGUUUACUAUCCCGAAUGGAUCUAUAAUCUUCUAGAAGAAGGAGAAGAUCUAAGAAUUCAUAUUGGGGAAGAAGGAGAUUGUGUGAUCGCAAAGAAACUCGCAAUUGUAGGACUGUGGUGCAUCAAAUGGCACCCGGUGGAUCGCCCUUCCAUGAAGGUUGUGGUUCAUAUGCUCGAAGGAGGAGAAAAGUUAAGCAUGCCCCCUAAUCCUUUCGCAUCUGCGGGUCCAACAAAAACAAUUGCCACUUUGCCUGGAAGACGUAUGAAGAUAGAGUUGGAAGCUAUAGCUGAACUAGAUUGAGUAUAAGAUUAGUGCCUUUUUUUUUAAUUUUUUUCUUUUUUUACCAUCCGUUGUGGAUAUAAAUAUUUUGAUCACACCAGCUUUAUAGUUUAUAGUAGAAGCUUAGAACUAAGAAGUGCAAUUGUAAAUCAAAGGCAGAUAUUUGUACCUGAAUGUGGGAUA
Morus notabilis is the source of this 2096-nucleotide messenger RNA. Its product is annotated as rust resistance kinase Lr10. NCBI's taxonomy places the organism in Eukaryota, Viridiplantae, Streptophyta, Magnoliopsida, Rosales, Moraceae. Gene Ontology annotation, molecular function: protein kinase activity; ATP binding; polysaccharide binding. The transcript is spliced from 3 exons. Gene Ontology annotation, biological process: protein phosphorylation. Bases 111 to 1934 code for a protein of 607 amino acids. The record is from RefSeq and is a predicted model, not a curated record.